Messenger RNA from Capronia epimyces CBS 606.96, 3204 nucleotides. Its product is annotated as elongation factor 3. NCBI's taxonomy places the organism in Eukaryota, Fungi, Ascomycota, Eurotiomycetes, Chaetothyriales, Herpotrichiellaceae. Bases 1 to 3204 code for a protein of 1067 amino acids. The transcript is spliced from 2 exons. Gene Ontology annotation, molecular function: ATP hydrolysis activity; ATP binding; translation elongation factor activity. The record is from RefSeq and is a predicted model, not a curated record.
AUGCCCGCUGUCGACACGAUGACUUCCACUCCCGAGACCUCAAAAAAGGAGACGAAGCACUCUGUCGCCACCCUCGAGCAACUGCUACAAAAAUUGUCCAUUUCAAAGGCCCAAGAUGAGGCCAACGCAGCCGCCAUCAACAUUGCCACCCUCUUGAACGGCCCCAUCGAAGAGCACGCAGUGCCUCUCAAGGCUGUCGAAACUUUCAAGAAGCAACUGGCCAACAAGAAAGAUGCUCUUGUUAGAGAGCGUGCCGUCGAUGGCAUCAAGGCUAUCGCCGAGCACUCCAGCAUUUCCCCCUGUUUUGAGCCCUACCUAGUCAGCCUCCUCCCGCUGACUCUGGCUGCGGUUGGUGACAAGAUGGUUUCUGUCAAGAACGUUGCGCAGGCCGCAUCUCUUGCCAUUGUCAAAGCCAUCAACCCCAACGCCGUCAAGGCCGCCCUCCCCCACAUUCGAAACUCGAUCAUUACCGCCCAGAAAUGGCCCGAAAAGAUGACCGGUCUCGACUGCAUCGAGGCCCUCGUCGAAACUGCUCCGACCCAGCUCUCUUUCCUGGUCCCUACGCUCAUUCCCAUCAUCUCUGAGUCGAUGUGGGACACCAAGCCCGAAAUCAAGAAGAAGGCAUAUGGCACAAUGGAAAAAGUCUGCAAGUUGAUUGAAAACAAGGAUAUCGAGAGAUUCAUUCCCGAGCUUAUCAAGUGUAUCGCUAAGCCCGAGAACGUCCCCGAGACUAUUCACUUGCUCGGUGCCACCACUUUCGUCACCGACGUCCAUGAGCCCACUCUGGCCAUCAUGGUCCCUCUGCUUGAGCGUGGUUUGGCCGAGCGUGAGACUGCCAUCAAGCGAAAGUCUGCCGUCAUCGUCGACAACAUGUGCAAGCUGGUCGAGGAUCCUCAGAUUGUCGCCGCUUUCUUGCCCAAGCUGAUGCCUGCUCUGACCAAGAACUUCGAGAACGUGGCUGAUCCCGAGGCUCGUGAGAAGACCAAGCAAGGUCUGGAAACCCUCAAGCGUGUCGGUGCAGUCAAAGAGGACGGCACCGCCCCCCAAGUUUCUACUGCUGGCGAAAUUUCCACCGUCUCAGCCAUCCUGAAGUCUCUUCUUGACCAGAGCCACAAGGGCACUAGCUCAAAGUCCGAGCCCGUCAUCGAGUACGUUUCUGCUAUUGCAGGUCAACUUGUCGACGAGAAGGUCACCGACACUGCCGACUGGGUUUCCAACACCGUCGAAUACCUCAAGACUAUCGUCGGCGAGGCUAAUGCACAAUCUGUUGCUGAGCAACUUCGGAAACGCGCCUCCCCCGGCGCCGAGGAAGAGGUCGAGGAAGAGGCCGAUGAGGAAGAGGGCGAGGAUCUCUGCAACUGCACGUUCAACUUGGCCUACGGUGCUAAGAUUUUGCUCAACCAGACCCAUCUCCGUUUGAAGCGUGGUCAGCGCUACGGUUUGUUGGGUCCCAACGGUUCUGGCAAGUCUACUUUGAUGCGCGCCAUCAACAACGAGCAGGUCGAGGGCUUCCCCAAGAAAAACGAGGUUAAGACUGUCUUUGUUGAGCACGAUCUUGACGCCGCCGACACUGAGCUCUCCGUCAUCGGCUGGACCGAGAUGAAGUUGAGACAGGUUAACAUUGACACCCCUUAUUCUGAAAUCGAAGCCAAGCUCCUUGAAUUCGGCUUCCUCCAGUCCCAGCUGGAAUCCCCGAUCACGUCUCUCUCCGGUGGUUGGAAGAUGAAGCUCGCUUUGGCCCGUGCGGUCUUCGAGGAACCUGAUAUCCUGCUGCUCGACGAGCCUACCAACCAUCUGGAUGUCAAGAACGUGGCUUGGCUGGAGCAAUACCUGAUCAACUCACCUUGCACGUCCAUUAUUGUUUCCCACGACUCCAAGUUCUUGAACAACGUCAUUCAGCACGUCAUUCACUAUGAGCGCUUCAAGCUGCGCAGAUACCGUGGUAACCUGACCGAGUUCGCCAGGCGCGUGCCAUCUGCCCGUUCUUACUUCGAGCUCGGUGCCUCUGAGCUGGAAUUCAAAUUCCCUGAGCCCGGUUUCCUCGAAGGUGUCAAGACCAAGGCCAAGGCUAUUGUUCGAGUCAGCAAGAUGGCCUUCCAAUACCCAGGCACCGAGAAGCCUCAGAUCUCAGACAUCACGUUCCAGGUUUCCCUCGGUUCUCGAAUUGCCGUCAUUGGCCCCAAUGGUGCUGGCAAGUCCACGCUUGUCAACGUUCUCACUGGUGAACUUAUCCCUACCUCUGGUGAAGUCUACCAGCACGAGAACAUCCGUAUCGCCUACAUCAAGCAACACGCUUUCGCUCACAUCGAUAACCACCUCGACAAGACUCCAUCUGAAUACAUUCAGUGGCGAUUCCAGACCGGUGAGGACCGUGAGACUAUGGACCGUGCAAACAAGAUUGUCACCGAAGAUGACGAGAAAGCCAUGGACAAGAUCUACAAGAUCGAAGGCACUCAACGUCGUGUUAUUGGCAUCCACUCCCGUAGAAAGUUCAAGAACUCGUACGAGUACGAGUGCUCCUUUGCUCUGGGUGAAAAUGUCGGUCAGAAGAACGAGAAGUGGACUCCCAUGAUGACUGCCGAUAACGUCUGGAUUCCUCGAUCCGAGAUCCUUGCUUCCCAUCAGAAAAUGGUCGCUGAAGUCGAUCAGAAGGAGGCUUUGGCCAGCGGUCAAUUCCGACCCUUGAUUCGACGUGAAAUCGAGGUGCACUGUGCCAACUUCGGUCUCGAUGCCGAACUGGUUUCUCACUCUCGCAUGCGCGGUCUCUCUGGCGGUCAGCGUGUCAAGGUUGUGCUCGCUGCAUGCACAUGGCAACGCCCUCACUUGAUCGUGCUCGACGAGCCCACCAACUAUCUUGACCGUGAUUCGCUGGGCGCCCUCUCCAAGGCUCUCAAGGCAUUCGAGGGUGGUGUUGUCAUCAUCUCCCACAACGCCGAGUUUACGGAGAGCUUGACGAGUGAAGUGUGGUCCGUUUUGAACGGAAAGAUGACUCCUUCAGGUCACAACUGGGUUCAAGGCCAGGGCAGUGGUCCUCGUCUGACCGAAAAGGACGAUGAGGAGGAAAAGUUCGAUGCCAUGGGCAACAAGAUUGAAGGCAACAAGAAAGCGAAGAAGCUGACUUCUUCUGAGCUGAGAAAGAAGAAGAAGGACAGAAUGGCCCGCCGCAAGAGGGGCGAGGAGGUCUUCUCCGAUGAAGACGACUAG